Molecule: messenger RNA, 3294 nt
Organism: Setaria italica (foxtail millet)
Lineage: Eukaryota; Viridiplantae; Streptophyta; Magnoliopsida; Poales; Poaceae
Product: disease resistance protein RGA2-like
Biological process (GO): defense response to other organism
Molecular function (GO): ADP binding
Source: RefSeq, a predicted model, not a curated record
AUGGCCGCCACCGCUGCCCUGGUCUUUGCAGGGAAGUCGAUCGCGACGCCUGCCAUCUCGUUCAUCGUCAACAAGGCGUUCAGCUACCUCAGCGAGUGGCACCAGGCCGAGGGCAUGGAGGCCGUCAAGGAUCGGCUUCUGCAAAGACUCUCAGAGAUCCAGGCAGUGUACGCCGCUGUCAACCUCGAGCAGAUUGAAGCACAGAAUGGCAGUGCACUGAACCGGUGGCUUUGGCGGUUCCGAGAUGCGGUUGAGGGUGCUGAGGAUGCACUUGAUGAGGUAGACUACUACAAACUGGAGGAAGAGGCACAUGCACGAAAUCUUCAACAUCAGGUACGCAAUCCGGUCAUCAGUUUCAUAAGAGAAAGAGUAGUUGAAAGAUUCGUGAGGCAUGCCUCUGAAGGAAAAAUGGUGAAGACGCUAAGGAAGGCUUUGGAGGAUUUAGAUGGAGUUGCAAAAGGUGUGUGCACAUUCCUUCAACUCAUCAGCCGUUUUGACACUCAUCCCUUAAUCGGCCAUGCUGAAAGCAGCUAUCAACAGACCAGCUCUGCUCUGACAGCUACUGAGUUCUUUGGCCGUGACAGGGAGAAGGAACAGAUCAUGAGGUGGUUGACUGAUAAGUUGGAUGAAGGUUCAAGCACUUCUAGAAAUAGCACAAUUCCAGUGUUUGCAAUAAUCGGAAUCGGAGGUAUAGGGAAGACCACCCUUGGUCAACUUGUGUGCAGAGAUUUAGAAGGUUCAUCUCAUUUUGAGAUAAUUGUGUUGGCACAUGUGUCUGGUAAUACCUUCAGUGUAACGAGGAUAACAAAGAAGAUCUUGGAGGCAAUUACAAAACAGAAGCCAAAUGCUGAAACUUUGCAAGCAUUACAGCAAAUUCUCAAACUGGAACUCGAGAAUAGGAAGUUUCUGCUUAUUCUAGAUGAUGUUUGGGAAGACGGCCAAAGGAUGGAAUGGGAACUAUUAAUGGCUCCUUUUCAGACUAGCCAAAGAGGAAGCAGGAUCCUGCUGACAACCCGAAUGCAAUCUGUGGCAGAUAUGAAAGUUGCAUUUGAAGAUUUGAAAGCUGAAGAUUACACACAUCUCUUGCGAGUAGCUAAAAAAAUCGUAUUGAAGUUUCAAGGGUGUCCAUUGGUGACAAAGAUUGCGGGUGGUUAUCUGAAGGAAAACGUCAGUGAACAAUAUUGGGAGAACUUGCACACACAACUUGAACAGUUAGAAGGGAAAUUGGAUGUUAUCGUCAUGACUGUUCUUCGAUCAAGCUACCGGCAUCUACCUGAAGACUUGCAGCUUUGUUUCAGAUACUGCAGCAUAUUUCCAAAAAAUUAUAUGUUUAAGAAGGACGGAUUGGUGAAAAUGUGGAUGGGCUCAGGACUGAUUCAUGUUAAAGGUGGAAUGGAGAGGCCAGAAGACAUUGGUGAAGGAUACUUGGCACAAUUGACAAGAAAAUCAUUCUUUUCUUUUGUGCCAACAGGAGAUCCUUACAGCAAACACUACACCGGAUAUUACAUCAUGCAUGAUUUAUUGCACGAUUUGGCACGCAAUGUUUCUUUUAGUGAAUGUGUAAGACUUGAAUAUGGUGAUUAUAUGCAUGACAGACAUACAGUCAGACACUUAUGGAUUGCAAAAUUCAGCAAGUUAACAAUUGAGGAGAUUGAGGCAAUACCAUUCUUCAAGAAUUUGCGUACACUUGUCAUAGAAAGCUCCAGUGAUCUUGGCAUUGUACAUGUACAUGCACUGGAGAGAGCUGUAGAAAACUUGAAGGGCUUGCGGUUAUUGAUCUUAAAAAGGGUACCCAAGUUCUGCUUUGCAAAAGAAGUUGCUAAUAAGCACCUUCGUUAUGUCUCUUUCUCUGGGAUGCAGGAAGUACAAGGACUUUCUAAGCUCUAUCACUUGCAAAUACUUGCUUCGGAGAGGAGUAUUAACCUAGGGCCAGAGCAAUUGAAGAAGCUUGGAAAUCUUUCUCGUCUGAGAUAUGUGUCUUAUGGAAUUAAUGGAUUUGGUGAGUUUUUUGUUGUUGGACUAUCUUCCCUUCAGGAAUUGCACAAUUUUCAGGUUCAAGAGAAGGAAGGGUACCAAAUACAUUCCUUGAGAAAUUUAAGCAAACUUUGCAAGUUGAAGAUGUGCAACCUUGAGAAUGUUAGAAGCCAUAAAGAGAUUAUCAAGGCCAAGCUGAGUGAAAAAUUCCACCUUAGAUCACUAUCACUUAACUGGUCUGAGACCAAUGAUGCCCCAAAGGAUGAAGAUGACCGGAUUCUUGAUCAGCUUGAACCACAUACUCGCCUUCAAAAUCUUGAAAUUGCAUGUUACAAUGGUGUUCGAUUUCCAUCUUGGUUUAAUCACCUGUCCCUCACAAAUAUGGUGUCACUAGAGCUGCGAAGGUGUGGAAAGUGGGUGCGCCUCCCAGCCUUUGGAAAACUGAAGUUGCUCAAGCAUCUUGAAUUGCAAAAACUUACUGAACUGAAACAGAUAGGCAUAUCACCUGAUGUUUCCUUGCCUCAAAAUCUGAAAACUCUGGUGGUGGAAGGUUGCAAAGAAUUGAGGGAGCUGCCACUUCUACCUCCUAGUUUAGUUCAAUUGGAAAUCAAUGAUGUUGGAUUGAGCACCCUCCCAAGAAUCGAGGAGCGACAUGGUACCAACAUGGGUUCUGAAGGCAUGCCACCUAAGCUAGUCUUGGUUAUCAUCAGAGAAUGUCCAAAUUUAACUUCUCUUGAAAGGAGCUUUCUACUGCAGGAACACUAUGUACGUGCUCUUCGGAUCCUAAGCAUUGUUGAUUGUGUAGGAUUAAUAACUGCACCUUUGUUAUUUGGAAAAAUGAACCAGCUCACAGAAUUUCGUAUUGGUAGCUGUUCCAAAUUGGAAAUAAUGAGAAAUCCUGAAGAUAAGCAAUUUUCCAUUCCCAACACACUCAAAGAACUCUCCAUGGUGGAGUGUCGUGGCUUCGAAGUUCCACUGCUGAACUCACUGUUUGGUCUGACUAACCUCACUUCAUUGAAUUUGUGCGAUUGCGCCAAGGUGGAGUCCCUUCCAUCACCACGGGUGUUCACAAGUCUUCAGGCACUGCGAGAGAUUUUUGUGACAAGGUGUAGUUCUUUGUUAAGCCUGGGUGGGAUGGGAGUCCUGCCAUACCUUACCUGGCUGGAAAUCACAGGGUGCCCAAGCCUUCACAGAGACGAGUACUACAGUUUCGGUAAACAAAGCGAAUCAUUUCCACAGUGGAUUUCCCCAUCCCUUGAAACGAACAAGGGUUAUCUAACAUACAAGAAAAGAAAAGGGUAUAUUACUGCAUCGUCUUAG